Messenger RNA from Peromyscus californicus insignis, 3702 nucleotides. RefSeq names its product transmembrane protein 30A (gene Cdc50a). Gene Ontology annotation, cellular component: Golgi apparatus; plasma membrane; endoplasmic reticulum. Gene Ontology annotation, biological process: phospholipid translocation. NCBI's taxonomy places the organism in Eukaryota, Metazoa, Chordata, Mammalia, Rodentia, Cricetidae. The transcript is spliced from 7 exons. The coding region runs from base 268 to 1359 and encodes 363 amino acids. The record is from RefSeq and is a predicted model, not a curated record.
UCCCCCUUCCAUCUUCCUCCCCCUCCCCUCCCCUCGUCCCUUAAUCUUCCUCUCUCUCCCUCCCUGGGGCGUCUCCUAAAGACUACUCCCGCUUCCGGUCAGAGGCGGUCUGCAGAAGCGUGUCCCGCCUCUUCCGCCUCCCCGGUGGCGGCGCGGGUGGAGGAGGCAGUAGCGGCAGCGGCGCCUGCGCGUCUCCUGUCAUAGAGUCGGCAGGCUGGUCCCCUGGGCGGCCCAGCUGGACGUGGCCGAGCCGAAGCCCGGGGGCCGAUGGCGAUGAACUAUAACGCGAAGGAUGAGGUGGACGGCGGGCCCCCGUGCCCUCCUGGGGGCGCUGCCAAGACCCGGAGGCCGGAUAACACGGCCUUCAAACAGCAACGGCUGCCCGCCUGGCAGCCCAUCCUCACGGCCGGCACGGUGCUGCCCACCUUCUUCAUCAUCGGCCUCAUCUUCAUCCCCAUUGGCAUCGGCAUCUUCGUCACCUCCAACAACAUCCGUGAGAUCGAGAUUGAUUACACUGGAACAGAACCUUCCAGCCCCUGCAAUAAAUGUUUGUCUCCGAAUGUGACAUCUUGUGUUUGUACCAUUAACUUCACCCUGGAAGAGUCAUUUGAGGGCAAUGUGUUUAUGUAUUAUGGACUGUCUAAUUUCUAUCAAAAUCAUCGUCGCUAUGUGAAAUCUCGAGAUGAUAGCCAGUUAAAUGGAGACCCUAGUGCUUUGCUUAAUCCAAGUAAGGAAUGUGAACCUUAUCGAAGAAAUGAAGAUAAACCAAUUGCUCCAUGUGGAGCUAUUGCCAACAGCAUGUUUAAUGAUACACUAGAAUUGUUUCUGGUUGCCAAUGAAUCUGAUCCCACACCUACGCCAAUUGCUUUGACGAGAAAAGGUAUUGCUUGGUGGACAGAUAAAAAUGUGAAAUUCAGAAAUCCACCUGGAAAAGAAAGCCUUGAAGAAAAAUUUAAAGAUACAACAAAGCCAGUAAACUGGCAUAAACCAGUAUUUAUGCUAGAUCCUGAUGAAGAUAAUAAUGGAUUUAUAAAUGAGGAUUUCAUUGUUUGGAUGCGUACUGCAGCGUUACCUACUUUUCGUAAGUUGUAUCGUCUUAUAGAGCGGAGAAAUGAUUUACAUCCAACAUUACCAGCUGGACAGUACUAUUUGAACAUCACAUACAAUUACCCCGUACAUUCGUUUGAUGGACGAAAACGGAUGAUCUUGAGCACUAUUUCAUGGAUGGGAGGAAAAAAUCCAUUUUUGGGAAUUGCUUACAUCACUAUUGGAUCCAUCUCCUUCCUUCUGGGAGUUGUACUGCUAGUAAUUAAUCAUAAAUAUAGAAACAGUAGUAAUACUGCUGACAUCACCAUUUAAUUUUAUAUUCUGAAAACAAAUCUACUGCAUGUGCAUCAAGGCCAGUCCUGUUCAACCUAGCUUUUGAAUGCUGAUGUCUGGUUAGUAUGUCAUUUUGAAGUUGGCACAUAACUUAAAAAAAAAAAAAAAACAGCCUUUGUCCUUUGCUUCUUACAUAUGGAUGACUUAUGAAAACAUAUGACGGGUAUAAAAAUUAGCUAUAUUGAUCAUAUCAAUAUUGUAACUGCAAAAAUGGCAUUCUAAUGUCUGCUUUUUAUUGGGACAGGCCAUGUGAUGCAUAGAGCCUCUUUCAUGUGAAAUGAGUCUACUGCUUAAACGUUAUGCUGUGCUGAUAACAUUAUAUUGACAUGAUGUUGUAUAUGUGUGCCUACUGUGUGAAGAAAGGGAUUAUGAGAUGUAUGAGUGUAAUGACUUGCUAACCUUUUGAAUUUGGUUACAGUUCAGAUUGAAGAAAGACUAAAUAUAAAUAAAGCACUUCAUCAUUUUCAUGUGUCGUGUGUAAAGGCUUAAAGUCCCUCCUUGUUGAGGUGGUUCGUGUGUUCAGUUUCUCUUAUAGUUAUUUGAAAAUGACUUUGAUUUCAGAGGACAUACUUAGCUUGUCCAGUAUAGAAAUUAAUAUCUAAAGAGAUAGGUAGGUCUUGGAUAGAAUUUUAAGUUCCCUUUCAUUUGGCUAACAUGUUGCAUUCUGGAGUCCAAGCUAUUUGAAAUGUUUAUAUGUGAUCAUCUCCCUGGAAGCUUACACUUCAUAAGGGAAGAAAGAAUAUAGGUGAGAAGGGACAACUGCUUGGCAAACCCUCAUCCUCUGCCUCAACUGUAAACCAGGUGUAAAUGUUCAAAGGAGACUUUUCAUUGUUGUGGUGUGUAGUGUUAAGAUGAUUGCUCUGCCUUGGAAAUACCUCAAGCUGUUCUUACGUAGCAGGUAAGUAUUUUGACUUAGUCUAAUAUAGCCCAGAAAAAAAAUUGAAAUCCUAAUUUCUUCCAUAUUUCAUUAAAUUUUUGCAUACAGGUCAAAUAAAUAUGGAUAUGUAUACACAUUUCCUUUAAUGAAGGUAAUGUUUUGAUUAGUUUUCCCUAAGAUAUACCUUAAAAAGAUGUUCUAUACAUUUCCUGCUUAAAUUCAGGGGGAUUUGGAGUAUGUACAUGAUAAAAAAAGAUUAUAAUAUAUCUGAUUGAAGUUACUUUAUUUUCUAACUAGAAUUAUUUUAAUAUUCCUUUAUUGAAUAAAUGCUGUAAUUUGUUUGCUGUGGAAGUUAUUCCUGAAGUGAAUGUAAAUUAUUUUUCCACAUGCAUGAAAAUGUAUUAAUCAGAGUUGAAUUCAUUGCAUUGAGAUUACUUCAUUGUUUUUUACGCUAAAGUAACUCAUAUUUAUGUAGUAGAAUGCUUGUGUUUUCAGACUUUGUAAUGCUUUCCUAUGGUUAUAUUUUAAAUCAAAAGGUCUGAGUAAUGUUUCAGUUUAGAUUAAGAUGUGCUUAAAAUAACAAAAAUCUCUAUGGUUCAUAGUAGAAAUGUGCCACACUUAAGCUUGUACGAUAUGAAAUUCUGUUAAAAGAGCUUGUAAUUCAUGGUGACUUUUAACUUAUAAAAAUAUUACUUGCAUGGGUUACUCAAUUUAUGGAUAGAGGAAACUUUCUCAGGACAUAAGUUCUUCUUUCUCUAAAACUAUCCUUUUGUCAGUCAUUCAGAGUGCUGUUAUUCUGAAAAUUGCCCCUCGUGCAUAUGAUGAUCAGUUUAUUUGGGGGAUUCUUCAUAAGACAUGAGAUAUUUCUGCCCGUCUUUCCAGAGUAAGUGCUGUUUAAAGAGGACUACUAGCCUGCAUCUCUUUCUCUAAAUGGGGGCCAAGGGGUCUGAAGAAAAUCUGAAGAAGUCUAACAUUUUCACAUCUUGGAGAAGAUGGAAUCUUUAAAAGUACAAUUGAAGCUUUAUCUAUUUUACAAGUGCAUUGAUGAUCUAUGUUCUUCCCUGGUUCCUGUCAUUUGAAAUCAACUCCUGUUGUAUAAAUGAAGAAAAUGGGACAUUUAAUAUUUAGAAAAGUUGAUGUCAUUAAGGUGACUAAGUAGAAGGCUUAGAACAAUGCGUUAAUUUGCAAGGAAGUGUUUUGGCAUGAGAAAUUUUCCAACUGAAAAAAAUUAUUCAGUAAGCAAAAGCUAAGACGUUUCAUUAAAGUCAUAAAGCCAUUUAAAAUAAACUGGAGAAAAUAACUGUGUUCUAAUAGAGAACAAUUCAAUUAAGAGACAAAUGAAUAUUAUUUGUUGGAUAGUGACAGAGUUUAUUUGUAACUUUAGUUAUAUUAAAAGUUAACAUUCUGUUAGGAUGUUUUGUAUUAAUAAAAGUGAACAAGAUUAA